Molecule: messenger RNA, 579 nt
Organism: Closterium sp. NIES-65
Lineage: Eukaryota; Viridiplantae; Streptophyta; Zygnematophyceae; Desmidiales; Closteriaceae
Source: the annotation of a GenBank genome assembly
AUGGCGGCUCUCGCUGGUCUGAGCAGCAGCAUGGCGGCCAUGCAGAUUACAUCUUCGGCCAAAAGCGGCCUCUUCGGCACAUCACUAGCAGCCAAGCCCAUGACUGCCCAGCCUCAUGCGGCGCCAUCAGUCAUUCGCAUGGCUAUCAAGCGGUGGGAGCGCAAGGAGGUGAAGGACAACAGCCUGCCCGUGCGCCACAAGCUGCACGUGCAAGUGGGCGACACCGUGCAGGUGAUAGCGGGCAGGGACAAGGGCAAGGUGACAGAGGUGGUGCGCGUGAUCAACCACAACUUGAGCGUGCUGUGCCGGGACAUCAACAUCAAGACCAAGCACGUCAAGGGCAAGUCCGAGGGCGAGGCCGGCCAAAUCAUCCAGAUUGAGGCGCCGAUCCACAGCUCCAACGUGAUGCUGUACUCGAAGCAGCAGAAGGUGACGAGCCGAGUGGGCCACAAGGUGCUGGACGAUGGCCGCAAGGUGCGGUACCUUCUCAAGACAGGCGAGGUCCUUGACCAACCCGGCGAAUGGAAGCGCACCGCCAAGAAGGAAAAGAAGGACAAGCCCAAGGGUGACUCGUCGUAA